CUAGAACAUCAUCAUCAUCAACAUGAACUACUACACUGUGAUCCUGGCCGUCGCCGCUUGCAUCGCUUCCUCUUCGGCCAAGCCCAGCGGCCUCCUGCCCGCUCCACUGGUCGCCGCUCCAGUCGCCGCCCCCUUGGCUUACACCGCCCCCAUCGUCACCAGCCGCAGCUCCCAGGUCUUCCAGAGGAACUUCAACGCCAUCGCUGCUCCUUACUACGCCGCUCCAGUCCUUACAGCAAGGUACUCCUACGCCGCUCCAGCAGUCGCUGCUCCAGUUGUAGCUGCUCCAGCAGUCGCUGCCGCUCCAGUAGCCGCUCCCGCCAAGCUAGUCGCUCCCGCCGUUGCCGCCCCAGCUGCACUCGCUGCUCCAGCAGUCGCCGCACCAGCCGUUGCUGCUCCUCUCACAUACUAUUUCUAAACUAUGACGAACCUGAUGAUAAAUUUGGAAUAAAAAAAUAAUCUG
Molecule: messenger RNA, 463 nt
Organism: Nezara viridula (southern green stink bug)
Lineage: Eukaryota; Metazoa; Arthropoda; Insecta; Hemiptera; Pentatomidae
Source: the annotation of a GenBank genome assembly